AGGCAUACCUCUCUUUUCUCCAUACGUAAUGCUUCCGUCAUUGCCUUUGCGUCUCUAUGCAUGCUCGAGCACACACCUAGGCUCAAUUAUGAAAUGCGAUAUCUACUUUUACUUCAUCAGUGUCAGGGAAUAAUGCACAUUUUAGUGAAGAGUCGUUUGUUUCUGGGAUAAUGGAAUCAACUUGUCAUAUAGAAGUGUAAGUAGAUAUAGGUGUAGGUUUGAAGGCCCUUCACUAGGGCUCGGGCUACUGAAGACGUCGUGCUUUGAAAUGACAAGUACGCGGGAGCGAGUUGUCUAAACAGCCUUCCUUCAUAUGUGAAUGAUAUCCAAGGAAAUUACCGCCUAAUUUUCAACAAUCAUUUAGUGUAAAAGAUUAAGUGCCUAAUAAUAAGCACACUAUAACAAGUACAAGUGAAAAAAUGGCAGUAUCGUCUACUGCUGUGCUUCGAAAGGAGGAGGCGGGAGGCUGCUGUGGCCCAAAGCGUGGCCCGCCAAUUCAAGUGGCCGUCAAUGGUGACACACUGUGGCUUGGAACGCAAGGCCCGAUAUCGGUGUCCACUUCUGUGCAUGAGAUAAGUGCUGGCAAGGACUACGUCUCGUUCAGGAUAGACCUGGGGAAGCCAGUGCGCUACACCGGUCAAGGAGCAGCGGGCGUGGGCCAGGCGAUGACCGCAAUACUCAGUAUUCUCUUUAUUUACAACAUCGAUUUCAAUGCAUGAUCUGGUACUGGUUUAUGCUGAGGCGUAAAAAGUUGAUUGUCACGAUGAUUUCUCAUUUUUCUAAGAACGUCAGACAAUGUUAUUACCCUGAUGCUGACCCACACAAAUAAAGGACGAUAAUGUGCUGAGAUACAUCAGGAAUUGUCUGUUGGUCGGCAGUCAAGCUCUCGGUCUCGACCCUUCUAGAAGGAGCCUUAGUUGGGUUGUGUCGACCGCAAACAAUACCGACCGUUCUUCUAUUUCGAGAUUGAUCUUGUGCACUUCCAUUUCGAGAUCGAUGUUGUGAGACACGUUUUCUGUCGUCUAUCUUGACGAUUCGACUCCAGGUAAACCUCCGGCAGCAGCAGCAGCGCCGGCCAUUAGGUCAUCCCAGCGGUCGUCGGUGCGAAGCAGCUACAACAAUGUAGCGCAGGAUGCGGCGUAUGUCGAUAGUGGCGAGUAUGGAUACCACGAUGACCAUGACGACGCCGGUGAUUAUGGGUACAACGGGGAGGACGCGGGACAGCAUGGCGGUUUCACUGGUGGGGACGGCAACGACUUCGGUGUAGAGGCACGCGAUACUUACGAAGCUGGAGGCGGCGAGGCGCAGGAUGUCUCGGAGCAGCCGCAAAAAGACAGCAAGACCGAGGAGGUCGCGGGAGAGGACCUGAUAAACGAAGUCUACGACCUGGUAAGUGUCUACCACGCGAUGAAAGUCGACUACGUAUCUGCACUGUCACGCAAAGCCGAAGCAGAGGCCGCUGGAACUUCAACAAAACAAACCGAGGAAAGUAUCGGCAUCAUUCUCAUGGGGAGAAAAUCUCUCUGCCAAGAUCUAGAGUACUACACACACCAGCUGGAAUGGGAACUCGAACACACCACGUCCGACACCGGCUCGGAGGCAGUCCGUCAAGCCAAAGUACUUCUCAUAUUCAAUUUUUCAUUUCUGUACUAGGAAUAUGAGGAGGCCACCAGGUGGUAAAAUCAAAAAGAAGGGAAAGAAGCUGAAGUAACUUGAAUACGAUGGAUCUUCACUUGAAAGAGCUCCACUGGAGAGAGUUGUUGUAUUCAUCUCGUAAAUGUAGAAAGAGAUGAAUUAGGCGACGAUGUCGCUGAAGUGCUUUUUCGCACCAAGCGUUCUUUAGCAUGAGCACUUCUUUUUGUAAGCUUCUUUUCCUACAUGUGAAGACAUGAAAUCAUUGUGUCUCAUUGUUUUUCAGGUCUGUCUCGCGGAGGACGAAACGUUUAACGCAGGACACAGCAUAGACGCGAAGACAGCACAAAAAACCGUGAGGAGGAGUCAACAGGCAGCUGCGGAUGCAGAAAAGAUGCGUGCGGGGGACCAAGUUGCGCCAAACAAUGUGAAUGUACCUACUUUGACUAGAGUAGAAAUGCUUAUUUUUGGCCAGAUAUAGAGAGAUAAAGAUCAGGAUCUUGCGUCCAUAAUGGGUCGCUACAUCGGUGCUUGUACAGUGCGAGAACAACCCUGUUGUUGUGAAGACCAUUCAUAGUAUGAUGAAUUUAGUCUGUGCCUCUGGUACAUCAGUACUGAUAAUUCAAGUAUAUGAUGGAUAUAAUGAAUGACUAUUGUUCUACUUGCCAUCACACGACGAGGAUGUUUUUUAGAUCUACGUAUCACGAUUCAUGACUCAAUCCGUAUUCGUUCCACAGCUGUCAUUGGCGCACGAGAGUUACGAGGAGGAAGAGGGGGCUUUAGCGGAUAUACGAGCCAUGAUCGGGGAUGACCUGGACAACUUCGAUACGCACUAUCGCACCGUAGUCCACGGCUUUGAGGAUAAGGUAAAAAUUGUUCUAUAUUCUGUUUUGCGUUGACGUCGAUCUGGUACUUCUUGUGCCACUAUACAUUGCUUAUGAAUCAAUGUGGAGGAAUACAAAUAGACACUGCUCGAAUUCUAUUCGAAUCGUCAGAUUGUAUCGAUUUCUUCUCUGUCACCAUGCAUCAGGUAUUGCCAGGCACGAUCGGACGAAUAUUGAAGGAUAGAAACGAGAAGGGCUGGAUUUUAGUGGAAAGUGAACAAGGCGGCGAGGCUCACUGGGUUCCGUCCUGGGUGAUGUCACGAGGAUUUUAUCGAGCGACAGCUGAUCACCAAGGCGUCAUGGCCGAUGGAGACCUCGUAGAGUAUCUCAAGGGCCCGAUUGAGGGCUGGUGCCUCGUUCGAAACGUCACGCGCGGUGAGGUGCAAGCGGAUUGGGUCUUGCAGGCAAGCCUGCCAGACGAUGCUGUCGAGGUGAAACCAAGACGAAGUCAAGGACCUGUACUCAGUUAUUUUGUCAUACAGACACUACUGCAGUGAGACCGGCUAUAGAGAAGCAAAUUGAUUCUUCAACGAUAGACUUCGACUUUCCUUACUUCCAUUGUCGUGAUGUUGAGUCCUGGUUUUUUGGAUGCCAAGAAAUGUAGAUAUCCCUCAUCCUUUGUCAUCGUCGGGAAUCAAAAUGAAAGCAUCCUCGAUUGACUAUCCAAAACUUGUCGCAGGUCGUUUUCAACGCCUAUCACGACUACACUAGCAAAGAUGGGAAAGUGAGUUUCAAGAAAGGAGCGGAACUCCAGCAGCUCUCUGACCCGACGCGUGGGUGGGUGCAAGUGCUCUUGCUCGGGUCGAACCGGAAGGUGUACGCGCCCUACUGGGUGCUCCCGCAUAGCAUGCGUCCCGCGAAGGACGAGCAGGAAAAAAAACCAGCCGAAAAGAAGUCAGCAAGGGAGGUCGUAGGAGACACUGAAGACGAUGGCGAUGUCAAGGAGAGUAAGCCAAGCAAGGAGACCCAGUCAGCCAAGAAGACCCAAUCCGCCAUCCAAGGCGACUUUCAAAAGCCAGCAAUAUCUUCGGUGCAGCUUGACAGUACUACAACUAGCCAGAAGAAAAAAUCGCAAAAAACGGGUGCUAAAGAGAAGCAUAAAACGACGUCGCAGGUGAAACGAUAAGGUGAUUGCAAAAAUCCAACGUGGCUAGGUGACACGUACACACAGCACACAGGUCUGACGUUAUCUCCAACUCAUCGAACGAAAUGAAAGUUACCCCACUUGUACAGAAUCUUGAAGCACCGAGUUUAAAUGCUUAUCUUUAUCACGCACUCACACAAUUUAGCUUCUCCACUACACUUUCCUUCAUAUCCUCGUAGGGGACAGCUCCUGACCAACCUUGUAAAUUACCUAGGGAAAUUAAACUAGCGUCCUCCUGUUAAUUUAGCGCAGAUGAACCAUAACCAACUCGUUGAAUUUUAAGUCCAUCCAUCUAACAUAAUUCCAAGUCGAGGAGAAGUGACCGUCACCUACGUACAUAGCAUAAAUCUUCAUGAACCCUUAUACCUCGUCCAGUAUUGCCUAGUAGGCAUGGUGCUUGCAUCUUUGCCAUCUGAAUAUUAGUGCAUAGCAUUAUCUUAUGGGAAUCUAGAUUGGUUGGGAUAGUGAAAGUCUACCGUUAAUCUUCGCAUCCAUCGACGUCUAACGAGCCGUCCGGUAGUACUACAUUCGUAUUCCACUUACACGGAUAGAAGUAAAUUCGUAGCAUAACCAAGAUUCCGAGAAUCCCUACUCUUCGGAGCCCGAACAAAGCUGUGCUUGUCACAGACAUGCUGCAAACCAGCGUUGAGACAGAAAUCGUAACAGUUUCAUUCUGUAUGUGUACCUCAGUCUUGGUGAAUUCGUUUCUGCUUUUCUCGUAUCCUCGAAACGAACCCAGCAAUGCAUGGCAAUGAUACAAAUUAAUGCGCAAGAUGAACUGAGAAGCGAGGGUCUUGAAAGCUGAGUAAUCAUUCACUGACACCAGGAGAAAAAUAAGGUAGCAGACACUACGACUGCCGUCGUCGAUGCCAAACUUAUUUGCAGGGUAUACUAAUGAAACUUCUUGUUCAUAUUCAUGCAUGGCACAGCGACAUUGUCGCUGAGUGGGGUUGGCCUCUUGCCAGUACCAGUUGAGGAGCUAUGAACCGCAAGAACACAAGCAAGAAAGGCCUAAAGCCAACUCAUUCGGCAUUCUGUGGGCAGGGUGGAGUCAACUGCCGGACAAAAA
Molecule: messenger RNA, 4729 nt
Organism: Amoebophrya sp. A25
Lineage: Eukaryota; Dinophyceae; Syndiniales; Amoebophryaceae
Source: the annotation of a GenBank genome assembly